UGUGCAAGACGAAUGGGCCACUAGGGAUGAUCUCAGGUGCAAUUAACGACUGGCAAAUCAGCUCAUCCUCAACGUACCCCAGUGAAUGGGACAGAGGUUGUCAUGAGAAGUAUGCUCGCAUAUACCUGCCUAACAAAUUAGGAUGGUGUGCCAAAUACAAAAGUUCAUCAGAGUGGUUACAGGUGGAUCUUGGAGUGGCAGCAAGGAUAACCGGUGUCAUGACACAAGGCAGAGGAGACGGUACGGAGUGGGUCAGUCGGUUCAUGAUCUCCUACAGCAUGGACGCAUAUCACUGGAAUUACGUCACAGAUAACUAUGGCAACCAGUGGUUGUUUGAGGGAAACACGGAUUCUUUCUCAGUGAAGCACAAUUAUUUAGAUCGACCAAUCACCGCCCGUUAUAUUAAGUUCCAUACUGUUCAGUGGAACAGGCAUCCCAGUAUGAGAGUGGAGAUUAUUGGAUGUCAGUUAUGCAAAGAACGGCUUGGUCUACCUCCUUAUGGAAGACUGACUGCAUCAUCCUACCGAAAGUUUCAACACGGCAGCUCAUGUCUGCCAGAAGAUGGUCAUAUCGUCAGCAGUAAGGCCUGGUGUUCAAAGAAACAAAACGAAUCUCAAUGGCUUCAGAUUGAUGUUGGACCACCGACGCUGAUAACGGGUAUCAUAACCAAGGGUAGAGGUGAUACACUGAGGAAGCACUGGGUUCAGAGGUUUCGAAUAGCCUACAGCAACGACACCAGGCUAUGGUACAGUUACAAGGAUGCGCAUCAUCUGGACCCGAAGAGUCGGUGGCUGUGGAGCCCGUCACUAAAUACAACUUCCUCACAUUUAAUCCCCGACAAAUACUCGGAAAGUGGCCUGUUGUUUGGCGGGAACAGUGACAAAGAUACAGAAAGGGUGCACUUUCUAAAUAGCCCAUUUGUUGCCAGAUAUGUCCGUUUUCAUCCAGUGGAGUGGCAGGGGAAGAUAAGUAUGAGAGCAGGACUGCUGGGAUGCCCGUUCACAGGUGAAUGCAAUGAUGGUUUCAUGCGAGUCAAUGACGACACUCCUUGCAUUGAGAAUCUAGCAUACAAGAAGGACAGCUGGAUUAACAAGAAAACAUUAUACAAGCGCCAUAUCAGACAUAAGCUUCCAGAGGGGCAUGCUGACCGCGCAGUAGAUGGUGAUCUAGAUCUGAGGCUUCAGAGCUGUACAAUUCUUGACAACCUUUAUGGAAAAUAUCCACUGUGGACGGUCGACCUUGGUCAAAAAACUGCAGUAUCCGGAGUUGUCAUAUAUACAUGGCAAGGAGACGGGCAAGACAAGGCUACGUCAUUUCGUGAGUACUUGAAGAACCUGGAUCAGCUUGUUGUGUAUGUCGAUGACAAGGUUCAAAAACAAGACGACCAGCACGAUGAAUCCUAUGCGUCUGGUAAUAUGUGUAACUAUAUUUCCUCUCUCAAUGAGGCACUUUAUAGUAGGAGACUUUUGCUACAAUGUGUAAGAACCAAUGUGGGAAGAUACGUUCUCAUCGAAGCUUGGGGUAGACAGAUUGGCUGGUCAAGGCUGUUUGGCGCUGUACUGUGUGAGGUACAAGUUUUUAACUGA
Candidula unifasciata is the source of this 1586-nucleotide messenger RNA. The record is from the annotation of a GenBank genome assembly. NCBI's taxonomy places the organism in Eukaryota, Metazoa, Mollusca, Gastropoda, Stylommatophora, Geomitridae.